UGCAUACAUAGCAACAGUGUUAGCAAUCUUCACUUUGAAGUUUGAACUUAAGUUAGUUGUGCCAAGAAUAUUCACCAAGAGAUUUGAUCCGUACAUAUGGCUCCCAGCAGAGAGGCGUGUGCGGUCGCCAUGGCCAUGGCGGCGCCGUUCAUUGCGAUGGCGAGCAAUAACAUCGGCAGCGCCAGCGCCAACAACGCCACAGGCGGCGGCAACGGUGACAUCAAGCGGCGCCGGACCUCGUCCGACGCCCUGCAGCGCACCGUCUCCGACGUCUCCUACGAGCUCCACCACCACCACCACCACCACCAGCACGGCGCCGGCGGCGUCAACAAGCAGGAGAAGACGAAGGCGGCGGAUCAGGCCGAGCAGCAGCUGCUGCUGCACCCCGUGCCUGAGGUGCAGGACGCCAAGUGCGAGUGCUGCGGCAUGUCGGAGGAGUGCACGCCCGAGUACAUCCGCGGCGUGCGCGGCAGGUUCGCGGGCCGCUGGGUCUGCGGCCUGUGCGCCGAGGCCGUGACGGAGGAGGCCGAGAAGAUGAACGGCGGCGGCGGCGGGACGCUGGAGGAGGCGCUCAGGGCGCACAUGGGCGUGUGCAAGCGCUUCAACGGCUUCGGCCGGACGCACCCGGUGCUGUUCCAGGCCGAGGCCAUGCGGGAGAUCCUCAGGCGCCGGGCCAAGCUCGGCCCCAGGUCCAGGUCCAGCAUCAACCCUAGGGAGGUCAGGGAAGUCGCCGUCGGCGCCAAGGCCGGCAGCGGCGGCGGCGGCACUACUGGGAUCGCUCGCAGCUCCAGCUGCAUGCCCUUCAUCACCGACGACUUCAACGAACGGGCAACGUCGUCGUCCAUCAACAAAAACUGAUUCGAUCAGUUGUUGGUUGACGAUGAUGAGUUUUUAGCAUGAUGGCAAGCUUGCACUUCUUUGACCUUCAAUUCUUUUUGUAGGCUAGAGGGUGCAUUAGUUUGCUGCUUGGUGCUUCGUUAUUAAGUAGCUUUCAAUUUAUUAGCGGCCGGACUAGAGAGUGCAUGCUUUUGUUUACAUGCCAUUGUGGCUGUUUUUUGCUCACUUCUAGCUUUGAGCGAGCUAGAACCUUGGGCAGCGUUAGUAGUAGUCUAGUCAUGCUUAGUCUGGUUUGUUCAUGCAACCUCUGUUGCAUGGAGACCGAUCAAAUUGAAGUUGUUUCAGGGUGCAGGUUUUUCCAGCUGAUAGGUCAUCAGUGGAAUAUGCAUAUAUGGUCACCCUUUGGUAGCGUUGAGGUCGUGGCUGAUGGGGUAGCAGUUGUUUUUUUAUGGGGCUUUGCUUGGGACUCUUGUGCCUUUUUGCCUCACAAGCGGCGCUGACAUCAGCUCUAUCUAUAUGCUUAAAAUUGUAAUUCUAUGCCUGCCCCAAUUUUAUUGGGCAUAUAGUAUGUAAUAUGAAGGAUUUGUACCCCGGACUUUCUAAAUAAAUAAAUAUAAUAUAGUGAUAUGUGGAU
Sorghum bicolor (sorghum) is the source of this 1471-nucleotide messenger RNA. RefSeq lists its product as uncharacterized. The transcript has a single exon. Bases 97 to 858 code for a protein of 253 amino acids. NCBI's taxonomy places the organism in Eukaryota, Viridiplantae, Streptophyta, Magnoliopsida, Poales, Poaceae. The record is from RefSeq and is a predicted model, not a curated record.